AUGUUUUCUAUAGCAAUCGACAACGUUACUUAUAUUCGUAUUAGAGUAGGGUUUCGUGGCAGUGUAGCCGAGUGGUUAGCGUGUCAAGCUAGCGUCCUGCACUGUCGCGGUUCGAAUCCCGCUGAGGGUGUUGAUAAGACCAAUGCGAGGUCGAAACUGCAGGUACCUACCGUACUGCACUUUCGCGGUUCGAAUCCCGCUGAGGGUGUUGAUAAGACCAAUGCGAGGUCGAAACUGCAGUCCACCUCAGCAGGAUGA
Messenger RNA from Protopolystoma xenopodis, 258 nucleotides. The record is from the annotation of a GenBank genome assembly. Lineage: Eukaryota; Metazoa; Platyhelminthes; Monogenea; Polystomatidea; Polystomatidae.